UUAUUUUCUUGUCAGCUUUAGUUCCUGUCUAAUAUAACACUUCCUGAAAACAUUCACCUAAAUUCUAAGAUCUCUUUUUUUAGUGGUGAAAUCAUCUGUAAUUUUUCGAAAUGUGUGAGCAACACAACAGUGAAGCACAAAUAAUCGCAGUUAAAUCGAAGAAUGAGGAAGAAGAGCAUACAAAAAUAAAUUUAUAAGAGUCAAAAGGAAAAAGCAAUGAAUGAAGCAAGUAUACAUGCUAUUCCCCUGGAUUAUCAACUCCUGGAAAAGAUCAGAGAAGAUGCCAAAAUCAGGAGCAAUCUGAUAUUUGCAGAUAUUUCUGAUGACUUCAUGAUGCAAUUUGAGGUAACACGUGAGGAACUACAAACAUGUUUACAAGAAAUUGAGAAAAUAGCACAAGAAAUGGACACAGUGAAGAAGAAUGCCGCCAUUGUCAGUGUGGCAGGGAGCACCGCAGGUGUGAUUAGCGGUGUGUUGUGCAUCACUGGUCUGGCAUUGGCUCCAGUUACUUUUGGUGUAUCUACUAUCCUCACCGCUGUCGGAACUGGGGUGGGAGUAGCAGCUGGAGUUGGUGGAGUAGCGACAGGGAUUACUGAGUCAGUCCUUAAUCGAAAAGAUAAGGAAAAGAUCAAGAAACUCUUUGAAAUUUAUGCCAAAGCAGUGAAUGAAAUACGAGAUGUUUUAGGAAUUGAGCGUUUAGCAAUUGAUGCAGAGGCAAGUUCAGGUGAAGCUGCUUCUGGUAUAAAUGCAGCUCAUGUUGCUGCAAAAGUAGCUUCAGGAGUACCACUGAUUGUUGAUGACAUAGCCAGAAUAGCAGAUGCAGCAAGUGAUGGUGCCGCAGCUAUAGGCAGAGCUGUGGAUGGCGCUGCAGAUGCAGCAGCUAUUGCAUCACGGUCUGCUGCAAUAGCCGGUGGAGUUUUCAGUGGCCUUUUUAUUGGUGUAGAUAUUAUCAAUAUCUGUUCAAAUGGCUAUGAUCUUGCUAAAGGUCAAAAAAAUGUUUUUGCAAAAGCAAUAAGGAAAAUAGCGGGCGAACUGGAGAGUGAGCUGGAUUCUUAUAGAAACCUUUAUGAGGUAUUUGCAAAUGGCAGGGAGUCCGUUUCUCUGUAUAAACAGACCUUGGAUAAAGAGCAAAUCACGCUUUCACCCUUGUUUUCUUCUUCAGAUAUUUCUAUUGGAAUUCUAUUACUUGUUUUCUGUUUAAUCUUUUACAUUUUAUUUUGGUGAUUUAGUGAUGUGCCUAUGAAACUAGGUUGAAAUCUGUACUGUACUCCAAAGUCAUCAGAGCAGGAGCAGGUCAAACAAAGAAUGUAAUCAGAGUUAUCACUUAAAAUUCAGUUGGAGUUUUUCUUGUUGUCCUUAUUUUUCAUUACUUAGUUAUGGUGUUCCCAUUUCCACAGAUGCUACAUUUAUUCAUUCAUUAUGUAAAUGUAUUUGUUUUUCUAAACCUUAUUUUUCAGGUCAGGAUCAUGGGGUUGUGGUGGCAGGUACAAAUCAAGAAGUAAGGUUGGAUAGAAAGCCAGUCUGUUACAGAGCAUGCUUACUUACACAGGGUCAAUUCUGAAUCAUAAUUAAACUGCACCUGCAGGUUUUUGGAGUGUAUGAGCUACAUAAGAAGUUGGUAUAAUAUUUUGACUCCAUGCAGUCUCAUCCAGAAAUCAAACUUAGAUAUCAGAAAUUGUAAGGCAACAAACAAAGGUAACAAUAAUGCCAUUCUGUAGUUUUCUUUCAUCCCCCUGUUAUGGGGUGAAGAGUACUGUCAAACCAAAAAAAA
Polypterus senegalus (gray bichir) is the source of this 1771-nucleotide messenger RNA. Its product is annotated as apolipoprotein L2-like. Gene Ontology annotation, cellular component: membrane; extracellular region. Gene Ontology annotation, biological process: lipid transport; lipoprotein metabolic process. Lineage: Eukaryota; Metazoa; Chordata; Cladistia; Polypteriformes; Polypteridae. The transcript has 4 exons. The record is from RefSeq and is a predicted model, not a curated record. The coding region runs from base 217 to 1224 and encodes 335 amino acids. Gene Ontology annotation, molecular function: lipid binding.